CCCCCCCCCCCCCCCUCCCUUCCCUGUCUUAUCCCCAUCAUGUCGGCCGCCACUGCUGGUCAGCCCCCCCCGCCGCCUUCGAGCGCCAUGGCUCAGCCGCCGCCCCCGCCGUCCUCGGUGGCGGCCGCGACACAGCCGCCUCCUCCGCCGUCGGGCGGUGGCCCGGCGCAGCCGCCCCCGCCCGGGGCCGCUCCCUCCGGACCUGAGGGGACCUCCCUGCCGAAUGUCCCGGAGGGCGUCAUUAUUCCACCCCAGGAGAUUCGAUUUGUCAUCCAGACUUCGGUCAAGUUCAUCAUUGACCGCGGUGAGAGCUUUGCCGACACGAUUCGCGCCAAGUCUCGCGACCAGAUGUCCAACAAGUUCUCCUUCUUCGAGCCCACCGAUCCCUACCACAAGUAUUACCAGUGGUGGCUGGCCACCGAGCGGGAGCGGAUUGCCCGCGGCGACACGGGGCCUCGGUCCGAUGCUACGGUUGCCCCGACCGCCGGGGAUGCCGCCGCCGACAAGCCCGAGGUCAAGUCCGACGCGCCGCCUCCCCAGCCGCCGGACCUGGAAUUCCUCCUUGAUACGCCGCACAUCACGGCUCUCGACCUCGAUAUCAUCAAGCUUACGGCACAGUUUGUGGCCCGGAAUGGGCGGUCCUUCCUGCUGCAGCUCCAGCAGCGUGAGAGUGACAACGGGCAGUUUGACUUCCUGCGCAACCGCCACUCGCUUUUCCCCUUCUUCUCGUGCCUGGUGCAGGACUACAGCCUGAUCAUCAACCCCCGGACGCAGCUGCUCGACCGGCUGCGAGCCAUCUCCGAGGACCCCCUGCGGUCGGUGGUCGAGCAGGCCCAUGCCCGCCUGGCCUGGCGGACGUACAUGGCCGAGCGGACGGCCGCCGAGCAGGCCCAGGCCGACGAAGAGCGCCGGGCCUUCAUGGCCAUCGACUGGAAUGACUUCGAGGUGGCCGGCACGAUUGACCUGUCCCCGAGCGACGCGGUGGCCCAUCUGUCGGAGCCGCUGACGCGCGACAGCCUGCUGGCUCGUCUGGCCUCGCUGAAGGCCACGCAGCUGGAGGCCCUGGCCUCGGCCGAGCGCUCGUCCACCGAGCAGGACCCCGCGGCCGGCUCGGUCCCGGCCGAGGCGGUGGCCGCGGCUGCCACUUCCAGCCAGCCCGCCGAGGAGGUGACCAUUCGCCGGGAUUAUGUGCCGCUGGCCGCGCAGGGCGGCCUUCGCCGAGAGCAUGGGCCACAGUUCACCUUCCGCGGCGAGACCAUCGCCCCGGAGACGGCCAACGACCAGCUGCGUGUGGAGCUGGUGGAUCCCCGCUGGCGGGAGCAGCGUGCCGCGGCCGAGGCCAAGCAGACGCGCCAUGCGUCCAACCUUGUCCAGGACCCGUCGCAGAUUUCCGCCAGCCUGCAGCAGCUGGCUCGCCAGCGGUCGGACAUUUUCGGCUCCGAAGCGGCCCAGCGCGCGGAGGAGGACCCGGAGGAGCAGCAGCGCCGGCUGCUGGCCAAGGAGCGUGCCUGGGACGGCCACAGCCGGUCGAUUGCCGCCCUGCGUGAGCAGUCCCGCGCGGAGGCCCUCAACCCGGAGCGCCUGCGCCGCGAGGCCGAGCUUCGCCAGCGGGCCGAGGAGGAGCUCCGGGCACGCCAAGCCGGGCCCAAGAUCCCCACCACUGUGCCUGCCCCCGCUGCCACCCCUGCGGUGGCCAGUGCCGCGGUGGCCGAGGUCACCGAUGUUCCCGACGAGUCGGUCGACGGUGCCCCGGACGCCAAGCGCCCCCGGACCGAGUGAUGCGAGCAGGAACCCGGUCGAAAGUCCCGAGGACGGGAGGGGAGGAAGGGGGAAAAAAAACCCGCCCCGGGCCCCCACACUCCCUGGUCCUCCCCCCCCCC
Molecule: messenger RNA, 1880 nt
Organism: Fonticula alba
Lineage: Eukaryota; Rotosphaerida; Fonticulaceae
Exons: 5
Coding region: 40-1779 (579 amino acids)
Biological process (GO): mRNA cis splicing, via spliceosome; regulation of alternative mRNA splicing, via spliceosome
Cellular component (GO): catalytic step 2 spliceosome; U2-type prespliceosome; U2 snRNP
Molecular function (GO): RNA binding
Source: RefSeq, a predicted model, not a curated record